Molecule: messenger RNA, 2861 nt
Organism: Ochotona curzoniae (black-lipped pika)
Lineage: Eukaryota; Metazoa; Chordata; Mammalia; Lagomorpha; Ochotonidae
Gene: HIF1AN
Product: hypoxia inducible factor 1 subunit alpha inhibitor
Exons: 8
Coding region: 74-1123 (349 amino acids)
Biological process (GO): peptidyl-aspartic acid hydroxylation; negative regulation of Notch signaling pathway
Cellular component (GO): nucleus; cytoplasm
Molecular function (GO): [protein]-asparagine 3-dioxygenase activity; peptidyl-histidine dioxygenase activity; ankyrin repeat binding
Source: RefSeq, a predicted model, not a curated record
AUGGUUUCGUUGUGGGUUUUGUCCGGAAUAGGCGGAACUUCCGCUUCCGGCGGGGCCGUCCUUAGCGGCGGAGAUGGCGGCGACAGCGUCUGAGGCCACGGCCUCCGGCUCUGGAGAGUCCCGGGAGGAGGCCGAAACGCCAGGUCCCGCCUGGGAUGAAUCUCAGCUUCGAACUUACAGCUUUCCGACCCGACCCAUCCCGCGUCUGAGUCAGAGCGACCCCCGGGCAGAGGAGCUGAUCGAGAAUGAGGAGCCUGUGGUGCUGACCGACACGAAUCUGGUGUAUCCCGCCCUGAAAUGGGACCUGGAAUACCUGCAAGAAAACAUUGGCAACGGAGACUUCUCCGUGUAUAGUGCCAGCACCCACAAGUUCCUGUACUACGACGAGAAGAAGAUGGCUAACUUCCAGAACUUCAAGCCACGGUCCAAUAGGGAGGAGAUGAAGUUUCAGGAGUUUGUUGAGAAGCUGCACGAUAUCCAGCAGCGUGGUGGGGAAGAUAGGUUGUAUCUGCAGCAAACACUCAAUGAUACUGUGGGCAGGAAGAUUGUCAUGGACUUCUUGGGCUUUAACUGGAACUGGAUUAAUAAGCAACAGGGAAAGCGUGGCUGGGGACAGCUGACUUCUAACCUGUUGCUCAUUGGCAUGGAAGGAAAUGUGACUCCUGCUCACUAUGAUGAGCAGCAGAACUUCUUUGCUCAGAUUAAGGGCCACAAGCGAUGCAUCUUGUUCCCUCCGGAUCAGUUUGAGUGCCUCUACCCAUACCCUGUCCAUCACCCAUGUGACAGACAGAGCCAGGUGGACUUUGACAAUCCUGACUAUGAGAGGUUCCCAAAUUUCCAAAACGUGGUUGGUUAUGAAACAGUGGUUGGCCCUGGUGAUGUUCUUUACAUCCCAAUGUACUGGUGGCAUCACAUAGAGUCAUUACUAAAUGGGGGGAUUACCAUCACUGUGAACUUCUGGUAUAAGGGUGCUCCCACCCCUAAGAGAAUUGAAUAUCCUCUCAAAGCUCAUCAGAAAGUGGCCAUCAUGAGAAACAUUGAGAAGAUGCUUGGAGAGGCCUUGGGGAACCCACAAGAGGUGGGGCCCUUGUUGAACACAAUGAUCAAGGGCCGAUACAACUAGCCUGCUGGGAGUCAAGGCCUCCUGCCAGGUGACUGCUGUCCCGGCCACACCGCUUCAUUGAUGAGGACGGGAGCCUCCAAGUACUAGAAUUGCACGCUGCACUUCAUGGACUGGACUCUUGCCAUGGCCUGGAGGAAGGUGUAUGGGGCGAGGCAGGGUGGUUGGCACUCCACUGCCAUCUGGAGGGACUUCUUAUCCUUGCCUCUGGUGCCCCAACACCUCCCCUCUCUGCCCCCCUAAAGUCCUGCAUUCAGUGUGUAGAGUCCCAGCUUGUGGUUGUCAUCAUGUCUGCGUGUUGGUCUGUCAACCUUGGGAUGUCUGUGUCCAUACACACACAUGUGUAUCUGUCCUGCUUCCCCUUCCUUUGGGUCAGGAUGUUACUUCUGGCUCUCAGCCCUGUCUCCUGUAACCUCAGUGCCUCAGCCUGAGAGAGGAGAUACUCUGGGGUCCCUGCUGCAUCUGGGCUACAGGGCCAGAGCUAGGCUGACCGUUGGGGCAGUCAGCCUCCCACUGGGUUUUUACAUUGUCGGGAUCUAGGCCAGAAGGGAAUGGCUACUGGGACUCUAAUGACUGAGAGAGUGGCUUGUCUUGAAGAGCCUAGAACGCCUUCCAGUGAGCGAGAAUUAGCCAGGGUUCCAGCUGGGACCUGUAAGCUCAAGCCAUACACAGGAAGGAACCUUGGGACUUAAAAACCAAGGGCUGUGCAGAAAUUCCAAAUUAUAGACACAUGCAGCUUUUCUCUUUCAGCACCAGCUCUUACCCCUGUGCUAGGUAUCCAGGGAGUUGUAGCUGUGGUUCCUUCAGGUUCUAAGUGUGCAAGCCUCUGUGUGUUUACGUGUACAUGUGUGCGUGCACCCACACACACUUUAAUUCAUACGCAUGUGUGCCUGCACCGGCCAGUCUCCAUGCUCACCUUGUUCAGUGGGACAAUGCAUUGUGGUUCCUCAGAAGUACUGCCUAAAGCUUUUUAACUUGGAUUUUAGCCAUCCUUUAUUGGUCAGGUCUCACUAGAGCCUGCCUUAGGCUAACUGGCUAGAACCUGCAGGCCCAUGAUGACCCUUCCUGCCCAGGUCACAUCCUCUACUCCUGCUGAGUUCCUGGCUCAGGAGAUGAAACGGGGUCAAGCUGAGGCAGCUAACUCACUACCGUUCAUCCACCUCAGGGCAAGGGUGAAAAUGUACCCUUGCCUCUUAAAAGCCAGCACCCCUGCCAGUCCCAGUGUUGUGUUCCACAGCACCCUCAGGAGUCAGGAUCCCUGGUAGAGCAUGGGAAGAGAAUGGCUUUUUCUGUUGGUUACUUACAGGCACCCCACUCAGAGCUUCAGCUUACAGCUGGGCAGCUGUGGAGCGCACAGCUUGAAAAGCCAAUGUUCACAGCUAUUUAGUGGGAAUGGGAUCUCUGGAACUAGGCGGGGUGGUAGCCCUGUGUCUACUUCCAUUUGUAUCAUCCCCUUCUCCCAGGAAGGGAGGAGGGAAUUGGAAGUUUCUGGUUUUAUUUUGGUUCCUUUUUUUUCCCCCCAAAGGUUUAUUUCCCAGUGUCUGAACUAUGGCACCCCUAACAGUCAGUUUACAGUGCCCUGUUGGACUGAGCUCUGUGUGUGUGUGUUUGUGUGUGUGUAUCUUGAGGAGGGCUGUUUAUUUUGAACACCUCAUUGCUGGUGUUCUUUGAUGCAGUGUGGAUGUGCAGACAAGGUUCCUUCUCAAGUGUAGCUCUUUCAAAUAUAGCUAAUGCUGGGAAA